CCUCUCUUAUUGAAGAUGUCUAUGCAAAUCUACGCUAGGACUCUUACAGACAAGACCAUAACCCUUGACGUUGAAAGCUCCGACACCAUCAAUAACGUCAAGGCAAAGAUACAGGACAAAGAAGGGAUUCCGCUAGACCAGCAAAGACUCAUCUUUUCCGGUAAAUUGCUAGAGGAUGGCCGUACUUUGGCUGAUUACAGUAUCCAAAAACAUUCAACCCUCCACUUGACUCUCAGGUUGAGAGGUGGUAUGCAGAUAUUCGUCAAGACCCUUACCGGUAAAACCAUUACCCUAGAAGUCGAGAGUUCAGACACCAUUGACAAUGUUAAAGCUAAGAUUCAAGACAAGGAAGGGAUCCAACCAGACCAACAGAGACUCAUAUUUGCAGGCAAGCAGCUCGAAGAUGGUCGAACGCUUUCAGAUUACAACAUCCAGAAAGAAUCAACCCUUCACCUUGUACUUCGACUGAGAGGUGGGAUGCAGAUCUUCGUCAAGACCCUUACCGGCAAAACCAUAACUUUGGAAGUUGAGAGCUCUGACACGAUCGAUAACGUGAAGGCAAAGAUCCAAGACAAGGAAGGGAUAUCACCAGACCAACAGAGACUCAUCUUUGCAGGCAAACAGCUCGAAGAUGGCCGCACUCUUGCAGAUUACAACAUCCAGAAAGAGUCAACCCUCCAUCUUGUGCUGAGACUCCGUGGUGGGAUGCAGAUUUUUGUAAAGACCCUUACUGGAAAGACUAUAACUUUGGAAGUUGAGAGCUCUGACACAAUUGAUAACGUGAAGGCCAAGAUCCAAGACAAGGAAGGGAUUGCACCAGACCAACAAAGACUCAUUUUUGCUGGAAAACAGCUUGAGGAUGGUCGCACUCUUGCUGAUUACAACAUCCAGAAAGAGUCAACUCUUCAUCUCGUGCUGAGACUACGUGGUGGGAUGCAGAUUUUUGUAAAGACCCUUACCGGAAAGACAAUAACUUUGGAAGUUGAGAGCUCGGACACAAUUGACAAUGUAAAGGCAAAGAUCCAAGACAAGGAAGGGAUCGCACCAGACCAACAAAGACUCAUCUUCGCUGGUAAACAGCUUGAGGAUGGUCGCACUCUUGCAGAUUACAACAUCCAAAAGGAGUCAACCCUUCACCUUGUGCUGCGUCUUCGUGGUGGGAUGCAGAUAUUUGUUAAGGAUUUGACGGGAAGCACCAUCACGCUUGAGGUGGAAAGCUUUGAUACGAUUGACAAUGUGAAGGCACAGAUUCAGGACAAAGAAGGGAUCCACCCGGACCAACAGAGGCUUAACUUUGCAGGGAAGCAGCUCGAAGAUGGUCACACUUUAGCGGAUUACAACAUCCAGAAAGAGUCAACUCUUCACCUUGUUCUCCGUCUCGCCGGUGGAAGCUUUUGA
Capsella rubella is the source of this 1398-nucleotide messenger RNA. RefSeq names its product polyubiquitin. The record is from RefSeq and is a predicted model, not a curated record. Gene Ontology annotation, molecular function: protein tag activity; ubiquitin protein ligase binding. The coding region runs from base 16 to 1398 and encodes 460 amino acids. The transcript has a single exon. Gene Ontology annotation, cellular component: nucleus; cytoplasm. Gene Ontology annotation, biological process: modification-dependent protein catabolic process; protein ubiquitination. NCBI's taxonomy places the organism in Eukaryota, Viridiplantae, Streptophyta, Magnoliopsida, Brassicales, Brassicaceae.